Messenger RNA from Rattus norvegicus (Norway rat), 3561 nucleotides. It is a transcript of the gene Tcf24, whose product is annotated as transcription factor 24. Gene Ontology annotation, molecular function: protein dimerization activity. NCBI's taxonomy places the organism in Eukaryota, Metazoa, Chordata, Mammalia, Rodentia, Muridae. The record is from RefSeq and is a predicted model, not a curated record. Gene Ontology annotation, cellular component: nucleus.
CUUACUGCUUGGUAUUCCCGACGUGGAAAGUUAGGAAUCUGCAGUGAAAUGUUGGCGAAUCUAUAAAUGGCCGUGACACUUUAUAUCUGAUUUCUGAGCCUUCAAAGAGGAAACCGCGCUGCUUCCUAACCCGGUUCAGAGAGUCCGGCUGGGCUGCGGCGAGGACCGCGUCGUCCACGGCGACGGCGGGCGCGGGCUGCGGCGCUGAGUCCUGCCGGCGCCGCGGCCAGCCGGAGCCUGUGGGCGAGCGGGUGCCGAGGCGGGAAGGCGGCCGUGGCGGUAGCGGGACUCUAGAUCACGGUGUACUGAGUUUUUACUGCCAGAAUCUUUACCUCGUAAGAUUAAAGGCGGGCGGGGACCCACACUUGACGGCUCUGCCCCUAAGUCCCGGGGUACUAAGCCGCGGGGUCCCACCUCAGCCCCGACACUGCAGAGCGUUCUCAACCUUUCGGCCAGAGGGGGCGGAGCCAGGCGUCCGCCCCGCCCCCGAGCGGUUUGAUUGAUGAACCUGUCCACCGAGGGGGCGGCUCUGGGACGCGCCUGCCCCUAACCUAAGGCUCGGGUGGGGGACCCUCUCGGCCCGACUUUGCUGGCUCCCGCUGGCUGGCUUCGGACGCCUACAUAAAAGGCGCACAGAGGAGGAACGGGGAUGGAAUGACCGCCCCGACGCCCCUGGCCGCCUAGCCCUGCUCAGCCGAGCCCCGCACCGCCGCUCCGGGGAAAGGUGAGGUGCCGCAAGUCCGAGUGCGCGCCGCGGGAACCGGAGCCGCAGCCGCCAUGGAGCGCGGCCGUCCCUCCAGCAGUCCACGCAGCGCCGAGCCCGCCCCACCGGCCGCCGCCGCCGCCGCCGCCGCCCGCGACUCGAGCCCAGGGCAGACCGGAGCCGGGCCGACAGGCCCCGGCGGGGUCGCGGCGCGCUCCGGGAGUGGCCGUCCAGCGGCUGCGAACGCCGCGCGGGAGCGCAGCCGCGUGCAAACCCUGAGGCACGCCUUCCUGGAGCUGCAGCGCACGCUGCCGUCGGUGCCGCCGGACACCAAGCUGUCCAAGUUGGACGUGCUGCUGCUGGCCACCACCUACAUCGCCCACCUCACCCGCAGCCUGCAGGACGACACCGACGCGCCGGGAGACCCCAGUCUGGGCGCCUUGCGAGGUGACGGCUAUCUGCACCCAGUUAAGAAGUGGCCCAUGCGAUCAAGACUGUAUAUCGGUGCAACUGGUCAGUUUCUGAAGCAUUCUGUCCCUGGAGAAAAGGGAAGCCACAACGAUGCUCCAGCCGCCUCCCCGCCGUAGGCCGUGCGAUGGGGCCUGGCAGAGCAGUAGCUGUUAUCAAAGACUGGGAGAUAAUUGUAUUUAUUGCAUUGGACCUAACAAACACUGUUUCUGAAAGUUUACAUUGUAACCUGUAGUUGAAUAUCAAAAUCUGUGUAAAUAAAUGUGGAAUGCAAUAGUCAGCCCUGUAUAAAAAUAUAUAGCUUAUUAGUAAUUGUGUCCAUGCUGAAUAAGAGAAGUAUAAAAGGUGUAGUAAGAAGAGAAGCUGUGUGAAGAAGUGAGAGAUGCACAUGAGCGUAGAGUUGUACAGACCCAAACAACACAUACACUGUCUGUAGUGAAUCUGUUACAAACUAAGAAGCUGAUGCGAAUACAGCCCUUUCGGUUUUAGAAAAGAGACCCCGGAGCAGGCAUAGUGCUGUGUCUGCAAUCCUAGUUCCGAGAUGCAGAGACAGGUAGUUCGCUGUGAGUUCAAGGCCAGUCUGCUCUACAUAGAGUUUGGGGUCAGCCAGGGCUACACAGUGAGACGCUGUCUCAAAGAAUAAAUAAAAUGUGUUUAUGUGUUUAUAUAGUAUUCAAUUUUUGUGAAAACCAGUGUGUAUUUUGAGUUGGCCAUUUCAGUUAGAAGAUAUAAAAUCACUAUUCAGCCUCUGUGUGUGUGUGUGUGUGUGUGUGUGUGUGUGUGUGUGUGUGUGUGUGUGUGUAUCUGUGUAUGUGUGAAGAUUGUUGCAGUAACUUUUAUCUGUAGUUAUUUUUUCUGGAUAGAAAAUGUAUAUGGAACAUUAGGAAUGUUUUUCUCUAUGAAACAUGGUAUAGUCACCUUUCAAGAGGUUGGUCAAUAGUUGGAUCUAACCACACAAGACCAGUAUGAACAGGCUCAGGAUUACUGGCUGUCCUGGGUUCAUCACCCAGUCUCCUGGCACCACCAUAUCCACCCUGUCUCCUUUCCCAGCCUGGGUACUUAGGCAAGCUCAGGUAGUUAGGCAGCCCGGGGAGGUGGCAUUUUCAGCACUGAUUUGGGAGUUCUGCCUGUGAUCGGAACUGUGAGAGAGUCUACAGACACAGAUAAACUCAGGCUUGAGUCUGCCUGCCCCUUAUGAACCAGCAGACCUUUCUCACUGCACCAUACACUACCAUGGCCGAGGGAUCGUGUUCAACAAGAGGAAGCAGCUUGGGCUGGCUUAGUGGGAAAAGGUGCUUGCCCCUGAGCCAGACAUCAUGAGUUCAGCACCACAACCUACACAAUGGAAGGAGAGAACUGACCUCCACAUGACCUCCACACACCCCACUACAUAAAACAUAACAGGAAGAGCACCCAGUGACAGCGUUAGCAGAGCCCUGACUUGGAUGAUACCGACUUUUACCUCCUAUAUUACAAAGGAGAUAGAUUUUUCUCUGACAUUUAAUUCAAUUGUUGAAUAUGGUAACAGAUUACAUGAAGUUGGAAAAUCUCCGAAGUCCCAUGUAGCCAGAGUCAUCGUACACAGGUUUUGGGGGGAACAUUACUGAACCCUGAAUGGGAUAUACAGAGAUGAGACUUUUUUUUUUUUUUGGUUCUUUUUUUUUCGGAGCUGGGGACCGAACCCAGGGCCUUGCGCUUCCUAGGUAAGCGCUCUACCACUGAGCUAAAUCCCCAGCCCCAGAGAUGAGACUUUUACCCCAUUCCUUUGCUAACAUGCCCCCCUCACCUCUCCUACCCUCUUUCAGCCGCGAAGUUUAUUCAUUUCCUGAGAACCCAGUUCUAAAGUUGCUGAACUCAUUUUAAGGUUGGCAAGGAAAAAGACGUAUUAGUGGACUCGGCUGAAUUUACGUAACAGUCAAAAACCCCACUUUCUGGUGCCCAGCUUUCCAGUAAUCUGCGGCAGUGAAGUUAAAGAUCAGGUGACAGCCAAGCCUGCUGUUCAGAUAAUUCAACCUGUGGCCGAGUUGGUCUAUAUCUGAUAGUUUGUAAGUUUUAUUUAUUUUAAUGUGAUUGUUUUCCUUUACACGUGACCGAUGAAGUGUUUCUACAUGUCAUUUGGUUUCUACGCAUUGCCGUAGAAGACAGUUGUGUGUGCACUUAAACUUCUAUGAACACAUUCACCAACUCGUUUAACAUGAAAGAAAAAGUAAACUGUGAUUUGGACUCGGCCGUUCAGUGUUAACUUCAUCUGCACAGGUAGCAUAGUUUUUAUCAUAAGGGAUUAACUUUUUCGUCUGAAGGGAAUAUUAACUUCAUGGCUUAUUGUCUUCAUAAGAAAAAUGGCUUCGGACUAACUGGCUCAUUUGGCUCUUUCUCCUUCUGCCUCCCAG